Molecule: messenger RNA, 715 nt
Organism: Rhizophagus irregularis DAOM 181602=DAOM 197198
Lineage: Eukaryota; Fungi; Glomeromycota; Glomeromycetes; Glomerales; Glomeraceae
Source: RefSeq, a predicted model, not a curated record
UGUGAGAUUGAUAAUAUUAAUAAUAUUAAAAGUAAAAGUAUAAAUUAUUCUUUUCCGUCAUUAAAAAAAAUACAUUUUGAUAUGGGAAUUCCAUCUAUGAAAGAAAUAGUUAGAUUAAUUUCUCGUUCAUCAAAUUUGGAAGAAAUUUUUUUAAUUGAAUUAAAGUUACACACGCCAAAUAUCUUUGAUAUUAUUGCAAAUGGUUGUUCCAAUAUUAAAGUUUUAGAUAUGUGCGUUGGUGGUGAUCAUAACAUUGAAAGUAUCAUUCCAAUUUUUACUCAAUGUCAACAACUUGAAUCGAUAAGCCUUAGAUUAAGCAUUAAAAACAAGAAUUAUAUUAAUAAAAGUAUGGGCAUUUUAGCAAAAAGUAUUCCUAAAAACCUUAAUAAUCUGAUUCUAAUGAUUAGUAUUGAGAUUGGUGAUUUAGAAGCUUUUUUUUCGCAAUUUGAUGGGCUAUUGAAAGUGGUUGGUUUUAAAAUGUUUGAUUACGUUGAAAGUGAUGAUUUAUAUAAUUUAAAUAUAGAAAUUCAAAAAUAUGCAGAGAGAAAACUCGUAAACUAUCGUAUUGUCAGCAGUAAUCGAUGUGAUCAAUUUUAUAUCGAAUUCGAUAUUUGAUAUAAAUGAUGUAUUUUUAUGUACAAUAAUAGAAUAUUAUAAUCUUACCAUUUAAUAAAUAUUUGACCUCUUGUACUAUUUAUUAUUAACUUUAAGAGUA